AUCCAUCAUCGAUCUCAGCAACAUAUAUAUAUACACACACAGAGAUAGUGAAAAAAAAAAGGCCAUGGGAGAUCAUCAUCAUGAUUUCUUCAACUCAGGAAGCUGGUGGAAAGUAUCUUCUUCUUCUAAUUCAACAUCUACUUCAUCUUCCAUGAGAGCAAGCUCAAUUGAAUCUGGUGGUUCAGCUGUUUUCCAUGAUCAUAAGCUUCAUCAUCAUCAUUCAUUAGCUACUGAUCAUCAUCUACAAAUGAUUGGUUUAGGGCUUUCUUCACAAUCUCCAGUUGAUCAAUGGAACCAAUCUCUCUUAAGAGGAGAUAGUAAAGCGGAGACAAGCUUUGGAGUGAUGCUUCAUCAAGAGAAUCUCAAUUUAGAUGCUGCGACUUCAAACGCAAACGCUAACACAACGUCAUCAACAUCGUCGUACCAGCUUCAAGAAUCUGAUUCCUCUCACCACCACCAAGCUCUGUGGCGAGAUCCAACACAGAUCAAUAACAACAACAGCGAUUACAAACCGCAGAACAUGACGAGCAGCAAUCGCGGUUUCUUCUUGGAUCAUCAGUUUAGUCCUCACGGUAGCUCAAGCACCGACAGUAGCACAGUGACGUGUCAAGGUUUUGCUGUUGACAACUCUUCCAUGUACGCAGCAGCAACUCCAAACUCCUCUUCAGCUAUGUUUCAUCACCAUCAUCAUCAAGCAGGUGAGUUUAAUAACUUGCCUGGCUCUUCCGAUCAACAACCGUCGUCGAGGAGUCAUCAGCAAUCGAAUCUUGGUUACUCUCAGUUCGGUUCUUCCACCGGAAACUACGACCAGAUGGCUUCGGCUUUACCAUCGACUUGGUUUUUAAGAUCUUCGCCGCCUAAACCACACAGUCCUUUGAGAUUCUCAAACAACGCAACGUUUUGGAACCCUGCGGCGACGGGAAACGCGGGUCAACUUCCUCCUCAUGACGCGUCGUCUAACUUUUUCCCGGCGUUACAACAGCCACCGCAGAUUCACCCGCAGAGUUUUGACCAACAACGACCAAAGUCGCAGAGUAUAUCGGAGAUUAGAGAUUCGAGUAGCAGCGAAGUAAAGAGAGGCGGAGGAGAUCAGCCGGCGGCGAAAAGGGCUAAGAGCGAAGCUGCGUCGCCGUCACCAGCUUUGAAGGUGAGGAAAGAGAAAAUGGGGGACAGAAUCGCUGCGCUCCAACAAUUGGUUUCACCUUUCGGAAAGACUGACGCAGCCUCAGUGCUCUCUGAAGCCAUUGAAUACAUUAAGUUCUUACACCAACAAGUUUCAGCUCUGAGCAACCCAUACAUGAAAAGUGGAGCUUCUUUACAUCAUCAACAGAGUGAUCAUCCCAAAGAGCUAGAAGUAUCAGAAGAACCAGAUCUUAGAAGUCGAGGUUUAUGCUUAGUGCCAGUUUCGAGCACAUUUCCAGUGACACACGAUACUACAGUAGAUUUCUGGACUCCUACAUUUGGUGGUACUUUUAGAUAGAUUGAUAUAUAGAUGAAAAAACUUAUAUAUUAGAUGUUGAUUGACGUAUAUUUUAACAUAUAUAUGCGUUGAUUGCUGAUAAGAAAAUUCACCGAAUUUUAAAUGAUAGAGGGAGAUAAAUUAAUGGA
Molecule: messenger RNA, 1608 nt
Organism: Eutrema salsugineum
Lineage: Eukaryota; Viridiplantae; Streptophyta; Magnoliopsida; Brassicales; Brassicaceae
Product: transcription factor bHLH123
Exons: 7
Coding region: 65-1480 (471 amino acids)
Biological process (GO): regulation of transcription by RNA polymerase II
Cellular component (GO): nucleus
Molecular function (GO): DNA-binding transcription factor activity, RNA polymerase II-specific; RNA polymerase II cis-regulatory region sequence-specific DNA binding; protein dimerization activity
Source: RefSeq, a predicted model, not a curated record